AUGCCCGAGAAACGCCCCAAGAGAAUCACCAUGCCUGGCAUGAUCUAUGAUGCCAACGAAGUGUUGGGAUGGGCCAUGGACCCCAACACGGGAGGACUCCAUCCCGAACUAUUCGGUCCUUCGUUGCUGGGCAUUGCCUUUAUCACCAUUGUCGAAGCCGGAUUUGUCUUUAGUGGAAAUGUCGGCACGGGCAUUGUCAUGGCCCGCAAUACGAAGGACGGAAGUUGGAGUCCCCCAUCCGCGUUGGGAGUCUCUGGCAUUGGCUGGGGAUUCAUCAUGGGCGCCAGUGUCAAGAAUAUCGUCUAUCUCAUUUACGAUUCCCAAACGCUCAAAUCCUUUUCCGGAGAUGUCGGUGUCAAAGUCGGAACACAGGUCGAAGCUACCAUUGCCAAUUGGGGACGCACGGCCGAAGCCACCACUAUGAUUACCAACAAGGGCGCACUCUGUAGUGGAGAAGGCAUUUACGAACUCACCGAGGCCGAAAAGAAAAAGGCAGCGUCGGUACGAGAAGCCGCUGAAAAGGAGGGAGAAGAACAUGUCAAGGAAGAAAAAGUCGAAUAUGUCAAGGUCGAAGAAGAAGCCAAGAAAGAGUAG
Molecule: messenger RNA, 594 nt
Organism: Seminavis robusta
Lineage: Eukaryota; Bacillariophyta; Bacillariophyceae; Naviculales; Naviculaceae
Source: the annotation of a GenBank genome assembly